Messenger RNA from Lepidothrix coronata (blue-crowned manakin), 3677 nucleotides. RefSeq names its product C-X-C motif chemokine receptor 5 (gene CXCR5). The transcript is spliced from 2 exons. NCBI's taxonomy places the organism in Eukaryota, Metazoa, Chordata, Aves, Passeriformes, Pipridae. Gene Ontology annotation, molecular function: C-X-C chemokine receptor activity. Bases 814 to 2025 code for a protein of 403 amino acids. Gene Ontology annotation, cellular component: membrane. Gene Ontology annotation, biological process: immune response; B cell activation; G protein-coupled receptor signaling pathway. The record is from RefSeq and is a predicted model, not a curated record.
UCCCACUCUUGCUGGUACAGAGGCCUUGGUGCAGCUGUGCCCAGAAAAGAGGAGGACAAACACUGUGCUUGUGGAACUACUUCAGCUCUUCACAGAGGAAAAGCUUCCUGCCAAAAUGCCAGCUGCAAUGCCAUCCUGCUCUGCUGACUCAGACUGGGGCUUUAUCACCAUGAAUCUACUGCUGUAACAUCAGUGAACAAAACACACAUUUCCUUGAGCAGAGAAAAUCUUGAUUCCCAUUUUUAUUAUCCUUUACUACCUUGUGAAAUCAAGGGGCUUUGCUGCUGUCAUGCAGCUGCCCAGCCCCUCCUGCGCAAGCCACCUCACGCUCCCGCAAGCCCAGACGAGGGGCAAAGCAGCAGGAGAAGCAGAAGACAACCACAAGCCACUGGGGUUAAAGCAGCCAGAAGGACCUCGAGGCAGAGGGUGAUGGUCAUAUAGACUAUACCUAUGCAUUUCACCUCCAGGUGUCUUUGAAGUCCUGCAUGGCUCCAGAGAUCCAGGAGUAUCCAGAGAUCCUGCCUGGAUCCAGGAGGUUUCUGCUGUGUUCCUUGGCAUAGAACUUUCCAAAGCCAUUCAGACCACCUGGCACAAGGACAGCCAUGGGCAACAGCCCUGGAGGUUUCCAGGGAAGCUGUAAGGAUGUUCUGAAUCUUCUCUGGUACAGAACAAAGGAAUGUGGAUUCUUCAAACUGUACUUUAAAAAUCAACUUACAGUACUAGUAAAAAGAUGAUAAAGCUAGAUGCUAAUCUUUACAUCAAUCAGGUCACUAUGCCUGGAGCUCAUUUGCCUUGCAAAUAGUCUAUUGUUACAUGCUGUGUCCCUUCCUACUCAAAUUACUAACUCCACCCCAAAAAAGAACUUCUGUUGAAACUUCUGUAGAAGAGACAGAUCCUGCUCCUGAAACCAUGGGGCCUGUCAGCUACUCAUCAGAGACCUAUGAUUUGAGCCAGGUGGAACUGAGUGGGUACUACGAAGCUGAGAACACCACCCCUUCUUUGGAGGGCUACUUUUGCUUCAACCCAGCCUCAUCAGUGGUUGGCAACCAGAGAGACCCCUUCAGAAAGGUCUUCAUGCCCCUCAUCUAUCUGCUGAUGUUCAUGUUGGGGACUGUAGGCAAUGCUCUGGUCCUGGUCAUUUUAGAGAGGUUCAAGCGGUCUCGCACCACCACGGAAAACUUCCUUUUCCAUCUCACCCUGGCCAACCUGGCACUGUUGCUUACCUUCCCGUUCAGCGUGGUAGAGAGCUUGGCUGGGUGGGUAUUUGGGAAGUUCCUCUGCAAGAUACUCAGUGCUGUCCACAAGAUCAAUUUCUACUGCAGUAGCAUGCUGCUGGGGUGCAUCGCGGUGGACCGUUACCUGGCCAUCGUCUAUGCAAUCCACACCUACCGCAAACGCAGAGCUCAUUCCAUCCAUCUCACCUGCACGGCUGUCUGGCUCUGCUCACUGCUUCUGACUUUACCCGAUCUCAUCUUCAUGGAAGUCUGGACAGACGACAGCAACCGCAGCAUUUGCUAUUUUCCAGAGGUUGGGAUCGAUGGCAACAAUGCCUGGCUGGCAACUCGCUUCCUCUACCACACUGUGGGCUUCUUUGUGCCCCUGCUGGUCAUGUGUUACUGCUACAUGGCCAUUGUCCGGGUGCUCUGUCAGUCCCAGCGCCUGCAGAGGCAGAAAGCUGUCCGUGUGGCCAUCCUGGUGACAGGAAUCUUCCUGCUCUGCUGGAGCCCGUACCACAUCGUCAUCUUCCUGAACACACUUACCAAGCUAGAAGCCUUCACCAAGAACUGCCUCCUGGAAGACCAGCUGGACACAGCCAUCAUGGUGACAGAGGCCAUUGGCUUCACACACUGCUGCCUCAACCCCAUCCUCUACGCCUUCAUUGGAGUCAAGUUCCGUAAUGACUUCUUCCGGAUCCUGCAGGAGCUUGGCUGCAUAAGCCAGGAGACCCUGCAGGAGAUCCUGGAGGUGACAAGGAAGGGUAGUGGGAUUGAUUCCGACAACACCACCUCCAUCUCCACCUUCUAGCUGGAAAAGGCUGCCUGCAGGACAGAACUGGCCUAGGGCUUUCCUUCCUAGUGGCGUACUUGCUGUGGUCUCAGUUACAAGUUUCACAAGCAUCCCCACCACUUUUCUUUGCUCCUCAGGAAACAGGUCCAAUAGCCACCGAACACCCGAAUCCCAUCAGAUACCUUGCCUGGCUCCUCCUGGUUCUUGUACCUGUAGAGAUCUGCCUGGCAGCUGUUGGUGAAUGCUGGCUGUCCAGUGGUCACUCUCAUGGGGCUGGAUGAACCCAAGUGGGUUGAACUGACACUCCCACCUCUCCCUCAAAACGGUGACUGCAGGCAUCCUGUGCAUGAAGCCAGGCACAAGACUGGGGUGCCAGGGGCAAGGAAAAAAGUGCAGCUAACUAAGCUAAGCAAGUUUCCAUUUCAUUAGCUCAGGUUGGUACAGACGUACCCAAAGGAAGCAGCAGGACUCAUUGGCCACAGCAACUGGAAAGACAGAUGCAGGUAGGACUGAUGGGGGCUGUAGAGCUCAAUCGCAUAGCAUGGGCAUACAGUGCUGAACACUCUCUGACUGCAACAUUGUCCUCCUGCUGCAUGACAUCCCCCCCAGCCAGCCAUGACACAUUCACCUGCCCGACACAGCUCAUGCCAGCAGGUCCUCCCACAGACUAACAGAUUUGACUGUCACAGACUCCUUUCCUGACACCAGUUGCAUCUUUCCCCACUCAUUUGAUCUGUUUUACUGCUGUUAAGAUCUUCUGUGAAUGGCUGCUGGACUGAAUGCCUGACUAUGCAAAAGUUUUCCUUUAAGGAAAAACACCAUUUGAAGAGAUGGCUUCUGUCUUGUGACUCUACACAGGGGACAGAAACCACACCGCUUUGUAAGUCUGAAGGUGUAACUUUUUCUUUCAGCUUACUGUACGGCAAUUUGUGGGUUCUGAGAGCAAGGAGACCCACUGCCCCAAAGUAAGGAAAAGAGCUCGUUUGCAUAAUUUCUCUUUGUUUUUAGCGAGGCGAGAGGAAAUGCAGCAUUUUGCUUUGCACUGUGCUUUCUGAUAUUUUUCCUCCACCUGCAUCAACAGGGCUUUCAGAGAUUAAGUGCAUCCAGGUGUAUAGAGAAAAACCUGGGUGGUGAUCUUCCCCUGAACUGCAGCUGAACUUCACUAUACCCAAGGGCCCUUCUAAAAAGACCAGGCAUUAUGGAAGGGGUUACGUUACCUCAGUCUGGCUCAGGUAGAGAUCUCAAUAGCUCGUUCUCAAAUUGUGACUUCAGGAGAAAACUCACCAAGUAUAAGGCAGUCCAUCAUUUCCUGCAUUGCUGCAUCUUCAAAGAUGAAACCUGCAAAUAAUGGUGACUGUAAUUGUUCGAGCAUGUACAUGCAGCAGAGGAAGAGCAGCUCUCUUUAGCCUGUUCUCGUGUUCUCCAUGGUUGUACCAGUGAGCAGACCCAUUGCAGAUGCAUUGUAAACACCUCCCCAGCAGGUUCUGAUGAAACUGUGUUUCUACAUACAUAAAACUGUUACUGAAGAAAUGAACAGUCAGAGUUUAAAAUUCUUACAGUGGUCACAAAGUAAAAAGAAAAUCUGCACACAAAGGAAGAGUGAACAGAUUGAUUACACAUCUAUUGUUACUAUAGUUUUUAGUACUGGUAUGUACAAACCUUUAGAAAUG